Messenger RNA from Triplophysa dalaica, 5404 nucleotides. RefSeq lists its product as uncharacterized. Lineage: Eukaryota; Metazoa; Chordata; Actinopteri; Cypriniformes; Nemacheilidae. Gene Ontology annotation, biological process: positive regulation of cell size; positive regulation of translation. The record is from RefSeq and is a predicted model, not a curated record. The coding region runs from base 627 to 1973 and encodes 448 amino acids. The transcript has 3 exons.
UCCUGGCUGUGUUUAAUUGCCGAGUGGCAGCCAGGCUCAAGAUCUGAAGAAAAGAUUGGGAAUUACUCGGAGCCUUCGCGUCUGUCAACGCUUUACGAGCCCCAGUCCCGAGAAAAGAGAGAGAGGAGGUGAAGAGAGGAAGUGUUUGGGAAAGGGUGAGCGAGUCAUUUUUACGCAGUGGGAACAAGCAGAGCUGGGAAGAAGCGAGAGAGGUACAGAGAGGCUUUGAGAGAGGUAGAGCAGGAAAGGGGAGGAGGAACGGUAAAGUAAGACCACAAGUGAGUGAAAGACUUAGAAGGAGGGAAAAAAAGUGGAGGGAGGGAAAGAAAAGAGGCCCAUCGCUGGAGAAAGAGCAACAAGAGCGGGAAAGUGGGAAAACAAGAGUAAGACAGAAAAACCAAGCAGGAGGAAGGAAGGGGGGGUGAGACAGGCAGAAAAAAAAGUUGUUGAGGGGAAGUUGCAAGAGAGAAACGGUGUGUGCAAGAGAGCAAUAAAGGGGGGCAGACGCUAGGCAAGAAGCUGCGUAGAUGAGAAAAACAGCCUCCGUGGAUGGCCUGGGUGGAGAGAGAACCAGGAGGAAACCAGUUGCUUUUUAAGUCCUUCCUCCGGCCGCCUUUAACACUGGCAUGCACUCGGACAACGCGGUAUCGAGACAGCGUGCGUUCAAAACACCCUCCUGCCACCUUUGCCUUCAGCGUGGAAGCGUACGGCCUCAGAACGACCCAUAUGGCAUAGCUCACCGGACAGCCGUGCUCCCAUUCCCUAAGGACUUGGGGAUAGCCGACUACAGACCGGAAAGGACGGGGUCAUCGCCACGGCAGGUACAUGCAGAGGAAACUCACCGUCCGUUCUACUCCUGGGGGGAUGUGAGGCCAGUCAGGUGGGAUACGUAUUUGGACUCUCCGCACGCCCCUUGCACAUGUGUGAGGGAGAUACGCAGAGACUGCGGGUGCAUCCAGCGGUGGUAUUACCCAGAACACUCCUUCAACGGAUGCCGUGUAAAUCCACACCCGAAGGUCAGAGGUCAGCUGUACUACAGGGAGGUUUCAUACGUCUCAGAGCAGCACUACAGGGGUUCCGAACAAGGAGAUCUACAGGACGAUAAUAGUGCGCCUUCCUAUAACGGACACUGCCAAAGGAGACAAGCAUAUUUCCAGAAUCAUCAGGAGCGACACGGGUUCAACGGUCCUGACACGAGCAGACAAUCUGGUCUGAAUUCACACUGUAAUGGGACGGACUCUGGACAGGGCGCUUUCUUUCCCACCGAGGUUCCCCCGGGCAAGCUGGGCCGCUCGAGGGUGGCGAAGGCAAAUGAACCGGCGCAGGACAUAAGGAGAUCUCAGGGGAGCGAAAGCAACCGGAGGAAGAGCCACGGAACAGUACGGGAACAGAUCAAACAUGUGGUCAACGAGCUCGAGGAAGUACUGGGUGGUCUCAAACAGGUCCAGUUGGAGAUGAAAGAGGUUGUUCAAAAGAUUGAUGUUCUGACGUCUGACAUUGACCUCGGUGAAGAUGUAUCAAGUCCACCCACCAGCUUCAUCCAAGAUGGACGUCACCGGAGCAGUCCGACUGCUGCUGUAGCUUCCAGAGAUCAGGAAUCAUCACCAGAGACUUCUGAUUCCUCCAUCACACAUGGCUCCAUUUCUGUGGAUUUGUUUCUUAUGAACAAUCCUUCAGUGAUGAGAAACCACACAAGCUUAUAUCCUCCUCAUCAGCAGGCCGUCACAGCUGAGAAUAACUUUCACGCAUUCACGCAACAGACCUCAGAGUCUCACCGGACGGGGAGAGAACUCAAUGGAACCUGUCUGCCGCACCGGACCCCCAUAAUCAGAGUUAACGAAGAACUAGAGAAUCAUGAAUGCAUAAAGAGUAAGAGCCACCGGCCUCCACCCUAUCCUCAGAAUGGCCAGGUGAAAACACGGACAGCCCCCAUCUCUGAAAAACAUAAGACCCUCUCCUCUAGUAUAGUGUAGAGAAUCUCUCUUAUCACCAUAACGACACAACUAAACACACACAAACACACAGGUAAACGGACAAAUGUAACAUUCACGCUUUGAUGAAGGCCAACAUGUGUAUUAAUUUACAAAGGAACUUCUCCCAAACGCUCAGUGAUGAAACUCAGGGGACCGAUGCCAUAAAACUCAUCUGAGGACGGCAAAGCUCCAAACCAAAGCAUGACGACUUCUUUUUCAAGUGGAAAACUUCAGAAUCCUCUGCAGCGUUUCAAUGUCAGAUGUGGGUGUUCUGAUAUCAUAUCUCUGAUAUCCAACAACAGACAUCAUUGACGUAAUUUAAUACAACAGUACACACCCAUCUUCUGUUUAAAUUAAUGUGUAUGUGCUCUUCUCGUCUUUCUUGAAUCCUGAAAGACAAUGGUCGUGUUGCUAUUCUUUGUACGUGACCAGUGAUCAACAGAACGCCUGAAUGGUUGGGAUUCUGAAAUAGGAAAUUAUUUUUUUACUUUCAAUUUUAAACGUGUCUUCACCACCAAGUGUUGUCAUUCCCUGACCAUUAAACCAGUUAGCAAUGAUGGAUUUAAACUGGUCAUCAGCUGAACUAGUUUAGUUUUAACUAAUCAAGGGUGAUUUUUCUCAGCAGGGCCUCUCUCUCUAUCUUUCGACCCUUGCAAAAAUAUGUACGAUCUCAGUUUAGUAAGUAUAAGUAAGUUCACAAAGUUGAUACUAAUAUCAAUGUCAAAUAGGCUAAUUAUAAGCAUAUAUUUGUAAACAUUUGGGUUGUGCGCUCAUCUUGGUUGCAGAAAAAACCCUGACGAGAUAGCCUAGACUAGAGAAUUACAUGGAUACGGCGUACAAAAUAGUUCGAAAGAUAAUAGAAAACCUUAAUUGAAAUAAGAUAAAGACAGAUCCGGAUGAUUUCGUCAGUCCUUCAUGUUCGUUUAAUGACUUGUUCGUUUGAAAUGGCAUAUUCAACCACUGUAUUCCAAAGGAAAUAAUACCAUAACUUUUGCAAUUCCUAUUCUGACGUUCAACAAUUGUCUGAAUUGUCUCCUCCGUUUCACUCAUUGCUGCUUUGUUUCCACUAUUUUUUGCAGCUGGCAGUGACGUAACCCAGAUGUAGAUUCCAAAUUGGUCUGUCGGUACACGAUCCGGGAUGCCUGCACGAUCCAUCCGCGCAUGCGCAUAAUGACGUAGUAGAAAACGCGCAUGCACAAUUGGUAAUUCUGUUUUGCGACAAGUUACAUUUACAUUUAUGCAAAGCAACUUACAUUGCAGUAACCUAUACAUUUAUACUUAGGCAUAUGCAAUCCCCUGGGAUCGAACCCACAACCUGCAAUGCUCUUACCCCUGAGCUACAGGAAAGCUUUACUACACUGCAUAAUCUGUUCCACGCAGAAAAGCAAAGAGAAGUUUGCCCUUUAAUAAAGGUUCAAAUUGCCACCUCUACAUGUCAAGUGAACCAAUUAAUUGAAAAAAAUCUUAGUAUGAAUAAUCAUCACAGUUAAGAAUAGCUAUAAAAUUAAAAUUAAACUCAACAAUGAUUUCGUAACACAAUAGAAAAGUAGAAAACAUUUUUAAUCAUUUAUUUUGUGAUAUUAUGAUAAAUAUCUCAGCUGGGUAUUUUGGACACAUUCAGCUUUAUUUCUCCCCUUGACUCAAAUUAAAUCAAUGCCAAUUAUUAUUUAGAUAGAUUUAUUAGUCUAUAUAUGUAUCCGGAACGCUCCGCAUCGCUCUAAGCAGGCCUCGAACCGGAUCGGUCUAGAGCGUCCUUGAGGCCGGGGAGUUAGGUUUAAUACUGCACAGCACUUCUCUAGCUUGCCUCCGUUACAUAUAGAUCCCUACGAAUACAAAAUCACUCAAUUUAAAGUUGACUAAUAUUAGCAGCUUUUAAUAAAAAAAUGACACAACCCGUCUUUGACAAUACUGAAAAAAACAUCAAAAUAGACCCGCCGUGAACUGUUAAAUGAAAAACACAAUGUAGCCUACAAAAAUAGGCCCCCAGUUGUGCCGCCUUAUUGCCGCAAAGUGUUUCAUCGCAUGCCAAUAGUGUAGGGAAACGGAUCUUGAAGUCAUCCCGGAUCGUGUGCCGACAUGGUCUAUAGAGGGUAUGCAUUGACGUCACUUCCCACGUUAACACGCCAGGACACGUUGCCUUAAGUGGUAAAACGCGCAGCAAACGGCUGAGGAGAAUGGGAGAAACCGGGACUAAAACACGCAAUUAUUUGCUGAAAUAACAAGCAGCUGGACUAGACUGUGAUCCUUACGUCCUCUCUACGACUUACAAAGGAAUCAGGUGCUCCUGAACACAGAAAUGUUGCGCGAAAUUGCGUUUCCUUAUAUUGUAAGCAGUCAUUUUGUGGAGUGUUUUGCCACCCAGGAGAGCACGCUCCGGGUUGCUCACGUGGUUAAGUGACGACACGUCCAUACCCUCUAUUGGAAGCCAAAGAGAUUACGUGUAUUUGUAUGCCAACCCUGAAGUUAGCGGCGCAACGGUUCCCUCGAUCUAAACCCUAAGCUUUUUCCCAUAAGACUUUUUGAAAAUCGCAAAAAAUAAGCUCUAUGUUUUACAAAGGGUUAUGACACUUACACGUUUUGUCUAUCAAGAUAAUUUUUACAAGUUGACAACACAUAUGUUACUUUUGAAGUCGAAAUACAAUCGGCAUAAGUAAACAGCUAACACAAUGCUAUCAACAGACUUCACUGGAGGUCGCUAUAAAUCAACGUCACCACCACAAAGCCUCCAACAUUUUUUUCAAAUUUGAUUAAAAACGGGUUCCCUGGUGAGAAAUUACUCCGUGAAUUAAUCUGUUUAUACGUUUUAAGAGAUUUGUGCCCAUGUUGCAUUAUUUGUGAGCUUUAUAUCCGUGACGUCUACUGUCCCGUCCAAAGGAAUUUGUCCCUUUUAGCAAGUUGUUUGCAACCGCCGUUUUUAAGACACAGUAAGGCUUUGAAAUAAUCACAAGCGGGUUAUAAUUGGUGUGUUUUAUGUCAUAGAAUAAAAUAUGAAUAUAUUUAGAGGUCUUGUUAACCACAGACCUUAUUUCGGGCGAUUUACGAAAAACCCAUUAAAAAACCCCAUAGACUUUGGAGAGAAGGAACCGGAAGUCCUAAAAUGCUAACUAACUUCCAGGUUUUGCAUACAAAGAUACAUCAUCUCCGAGCCUCCCUAUAUCUAUUUCAAAACUACUUAGGACUUAAGUGGCCUACUUUUUUGUUUUUAAAAGUAUACUUGUGUUACAGUAGGUUUAAGUAGCCUACACAAACAACUGUGUUUUUGUUUGUACUGCGACUAUACUACAAGUGAACUUAUAAGUAUUCUCAUAGUUUGCUAUUUUAGCACAUUUUUAGUCCAUGAAAGAACACUUUGAAGUAGUCUCAAUGAACAAGUGUUUUUUACUGUAGGUACUUGUAAGUUUUCUUCAAAUAAAAUAAACAUUAUACUUAUA